CGGGGGGCGGGGCGGGGCGGGGCCUCGGUCCCUCGGCGGGCGCCGGGCGCGGGGCCGGGCCGGGCUCUGCGGGCGGCGGCGGCGGCGGCGGCGGCGCGGGACCGAGGCUGAAGUUCAUGAGUUCGCCCAGCCUGAGCGAGCUGGGCAAGCGCGAGCCGGCGGCGGACGAGCGGGGCACGCAGCAGCGCCGGGCCUGCGCCACCGCCACCUGGAACAGCAUUCACAACGGGGUCAUCGCAGUAUUCCAACGCAAGGGGCUGCCCGACCAGGAGCUUUUCAGCCUCAACGAGGGUGUCCGGCAACUGCUGAAGACGGAGUUGGGGGCCUUCUUCACGGAGUAUCUACAGAACCAGCUGCUGACCAAGGGCAUGGUGAUCCUGCGGGACAAGAUCCGCUUCUAUGAGGGACAGAAGCUGCUGGACUCACUGGCGGAGACCUGGGACUUCUUCUUCAGCGACGUGCUGCCCACGCUGCAGGCCGUGUUCUACCCGGUGCAGGGUAAGGAGCUGUCCGUGCGCCAGUUGGCACUGCUGCACUUCCGGAACACCAUCGCGCUCAGCGUGAAGCUGGAGGAUGCGCUGGCCCGUGGCCACGCCCGCGUGCCCCCCGCCAUCGUCCAGAUGCUGCUGGUGCUGCAGGGGGUGCACGAGGCCAGGGGCGUGACCAAGGACUACCUGCGCCUGGAGACGCUGGUCCAGAAGGUGGUGUCGCCCUACCUGGGCACCUACGGCCUCUGCUCCAGCGAGGGCCCCUGCGCCCACUCCUGCAUCCUCGAGAAGCACUUCCUGCGCGGCUCACGCCCGGGGGACAGCCUGGCCAAGAACCCCGUGGCCCGCUCCAAGAGCUACAACACGCCCCUGCUGAACCCGGUGGCUGAGCACGAGGCGGAGGGGGCGGCGGGCGGCGGCUCGGGCGUCCGCCGGCACUCGGUGUCCGAGAUGACGUCGUGCCCCGAGGCCCAGGGCUUCGGCGACUCCCCGGCGUCCGGCAGCCCCAGCAGACUGUACCCCGCGGGCGCGGCGCCCGGCUCCCCCGGCUCGUCCAGCCCCGAGAACCUGGUGGACCACAUCCUGGAGUCCGUGGGCUCCGACACCGGCGGCAUCUUCAUCGACUUUGGACGGGGCGACCGCUCGGACACGCCCGAGUUGGGGGACUUGGGGGACCGGCAGAGCAUCCUGUGAGCCAGAGCGGGCCGGGGGCUCCUGGUGGGACCCAGCGCACAGGCCAGCCUG
Sorex fumeus (smoky shrew) is the source of this 1232-nucleotide messenger RNA. It is a transcript of the gene PRR5, whose product is annotated as proline rich 5. The record is from RefSeq and is a predicted model, not a curated record. Gene Ontology annotation, biological process: TORC2 signaling. Bases 117 to 1181 code for a protein of 354 amino acids. Gene Ontology annotation, cellular component: TORC2 complex. The transcript is spliced from 9 exons. Lineage: Eukaryota; Metazoa; Chordata; Mammalia; Eulipotyphla; Soricidae.